Messenger RNA from Gongylonema pulchrum, 1284 nucleotides. The record is from the annotation of a GenBank genome assembly. NCBI's taxonomy places the organism in Eukaryota, Metazoa, Nematoda, Chromadorea, Rhabditida, Gongylonematidae.
AUGGCAGAUACACAUAAUUUGAAAAUUGAGAUUGAAGCAGGUUCAGUGGCAUUGCGAAUGAAUUACCCAACAAAUAAAUCUUAUUUGGGCGUAAUCAGAGUGGAGGAGCUUUCGACAGUUAUACAAGCAAGUGUGAACAAUGAGGAAGUGCCACUGGAAGUACUGCUCUCACUGGGCGCCUGCUUCUGUUCUGACAACACGCCGUUCUAUUCGGAAUUGUAUAGCGAACGAAUUAGCUUGCAACAGCCAAACUUACGAAGCGAAAAAGCGGCGGGAAAAGAUUCGAGUCCUCUCAGUGAUGAGGCACCAAAAGCCACAAUCCAGAUUACGAAGUGUUUGAGCGAAAAGUCAGCGGUGACUAGGGGCUAUGAUGUGGGUGUUGUGGUUCGUGUUCCACAGUCGAUGAGUAUCGCAUAUAUUCACACGCAUCGUUAUUUUAUUGCAGUACUCGAUUUUUGGCAGCAGUUCUUCGAACUGCACAAAAUCAUUCUUCGCAGCAAUGCUUCGACAAAAGCUGUUCUUAAGGAUGACCGGCGAGCUCGAAUAAAAUUAGACUGUCUGAUCAACUGUCCGUCAGUUGUUGUGCUGCCGCUCAAUCAACUCUCAAAUCAAACUAUUAUUGCUGAAACUCCUCGGAUUCGAAUCAUUAAUCGAUUUCAUUUAUCAUCUACGAUUGACGAUUUCAGCAAUUCUAAGAUCGGCAACAUACUUGAGGAUGAUGAUUACGACUGUGUCAUUGACUGGAUGUCUGUUAAGUGCUCCGAAACAGCACUUUAUGAUGGCGUUCGAAUACCAAACACCACCGCUGCACUGCGUGAAGUUACUGCGCCUGAUGUUUCAAUGAGCACAGAUAUCAGCAGUCUAGCAGUGAAAUUGACCACCGACUUUUAUCGUUUGUUGCGCGGUUUCCUGUCGAUGAACCUCGGGGAAGCUUUGGUGCCAGUGCCCGAAACAAUACCUAUCGAAGUGCUGCAGGAACCUGCCCAACUCUAUGAAGUUAUUGGUGCGAGCAAUAAGUAUGCCUCUUUUUCGUUUCGGAUGGCCCUCUCGAAUGUUGAGUUCAACUGUUUCGUGCCACGCGCCAACGAAGCUUCUCCUCAAGGAUUUGACCCAUUUGCAAGCGUGAGGCUAAACAGCGCGCGUGUUUCGUUCGAUGUAUUCAUCGACAGUCAGUCUGAGCUGGACCUCAUCUGCGAGAACAUGGAACUCAUCGACACUCGCUUCUUACGUCAGUUUUGCUCCUAUCACUUUAUUGUUAAGCGGACUUAUGUUACUGAUAAAUGA